Anolis sagrei ordinatus is the source of this 3854-nucleotide messenger RNA. It is a transcript of the gene SMAP2, whose product is annotated as small ArfGAP2. The record is from RefSeq and is a predicted model, not a curated record. Gene Ontology annotation, cellular component: cytoplasm. Lineage: Eukaryota; Metazoa; Chordata; Lepidosauria; Squamata; Anolidae. Gene Ontology annotation, molecular function: GTPase activator activity.
AGACGACGCGGUGCAGUUUGUUGCUGCCUAGAGACGCGCGCAUGCGUCUUCCGCACUCCUCCAUUUCCUGCCUCCCUUGACGACGCGCUCCUUCCUUUUCUGCCCCUCUUAAAAGGAGGGGGGGGGGAGGGCUUUAUUUCCUUUGAGAGCCAAAGCCUGAAGAAGAGAAGGAAGGGCUAAGGAAGGAAGAAGAAAAGGAAGAAAAAAAAAUUGAGGGAGCUUAAUUUGGGGGUCACUUUGCAUUCAUGUAGGCCUAUGUGGGAUUAGUUUGGGUCAGUUUGUGCUUGGCGUGGGCGAACUUUGGGUUUGGAGUCAGUUUCAGUUCAUUAGGGCUACUCUUGGGCUAAUUAGGGUUGGUGUUCAAUUAAUGGGGUGGUUAGUUUUGAAUUUUUUUGAACCCCAUUUUGAGGGGAGACUAGAUUGACUCAGUGCCUUAGCCUUCCUUUGAGGCCCAGUCUUCUGCCUGAGGAGAGGAGACAGAGCUGGAUGGGGCAGAAAAGGCUUGAAGCCUUCCUGAAGUCUGUCUGUGCUGGGUUGGGUUUCUAAAACCCUUCCAGGAACCAGAAAGCGCCUCAAUCUCUAUUGAAGGGAAGCUUGGUGGGUUUUGGGGGGCUUCAGCUAAGAGGGACCUAUUACUUUCAGGGUGCAGCUUUUGUGGAACAUCCUGGGUGGAUUUUGAAGUCUUUCUGUGUUGGGUUGGGUUUCUUAAAACCUUCUAGGAACCUGAAAGCACCUCAGUCUAUUGAAGGGGAGCUUGGUGGGUUUUGGGGGGCUUCAGCUAAGAGGGACCUCUUACUUUCAGGGUGCAGCUCUUGUGGAACAUCCUGGGGGAAUUUUGAGGAAAGCAACUUCUCUUCCUCCCUUUAGUUAGGUUUGUGGAUUCAGAAAGGUCAGCUGUGUUUGAAGGACCUCAAGUUUUGAGGUUUUUUUUGCCCCUUUGGGUGCCUUAAGUCCCGUAAAUUGAAAGGCUUAUUGGAGCUUUGUAUUUGUUUGAGAAGGAUUCAUUCAGAACUCAGUGAUGCCUUCUGUUUUGGGGGUGUCUCUUUCGUGCAGCAAUUUUGGGGGUGUCUGAAAGGACAUUGUCACUUGGAGAUUUGUGUUUGGUGAGAAGGAUACAUUCUGAGCUCGGUGAUGCUGUCAGUUUUGGGGACGUCUCUUUUGUGUGGCAAUUUUGGGGGUGUCUGAAAGGAAAUUGAAAGGACAUUGGCCCCUUGGAGUGUUGGCUUCACUUGUAGGGGAGGAUCAGUCUUGAAUAGACGAUGCCUUCUGUUUUGGGGGAGUCCUUUUUGUGCUGCAGUUGGGGAGAGGCUUCCAUGGGCAACCCUUAGUGUGGCAUGUUGGAUAUCGGGGCGUUUUUUGAGAAGCAUGAGGUCAGAGGAGUUGUUGACAACCGUGUGGCAAUAGUUGGGGCAAAGGGAACAAAAAGGGAGUCCUCUUGAGAACACAAAUAGGAUUCUUUCCUUGGAGCAGAGCUUUGGUUCGGGCUGCCAGCAAAACCUGAAGGUCUGGGGUUCGAUUUCCCAGAGACCGAGGGGCCUCUUUUCCUGAACGGAGGAAGGGAAAGUCUCCUUCUCCCUUUUGCCAGCUGCACACAGGAAGGGGGAGCGCACACAGAGCCCUGAUUGCAUCCGCUGCAAUGACAGGCAAGUCGGUGCGGGAUGUGGACAGGUACCAGGCGGUCCUGGCUAAUCUGCUGCUCGAAGAGGAGAACAAAUACUGUGCCGACUGUCAGGCCAAAGGACCAAGGUGGGCUUCAUGGAACAUCGGGGUGUUCAUCUGCAUCCGCUGUGCCGGAAUCCACAGGAAUCUGGGCGUCCACAUAUCCCGAGUAAAAUCUGUCAAUUUGGACCAAUGGACGCAAGAGCAAAUACAGUGCAUGCAGGAGAUGGGGAACGGCAAAGCCAACCGCCUCUAUGAAGCCUACCUUCCAGAGAACUUCAGGCGACCUCAGACAGACCAAGCAGUAGAAGGCUUUAUCAGAGACAAAUAUGAAAAGAAGAAGUACUUGGACAGAAGCGUCGACAUCAGUGCGUUGCGGAGAGAAAAGGAUGAUAAAUGGAAGAAGGAGGGACCUCCUGAAAAAAAGCUGGAGCCGAUUAUCUUCGAGAAAGUGAAAAUGCCUCACAAGAAGGACGACUCUCAAACCAGGAAAAGUCCUUCCAGAUCUUCCGAGCCCGUCAUGGACCUACUCGGACUUGAUGCCCCUGUUUUGACUACUCUCCCCAAUGGCAGAUCUAGCAGCUGUUUAGAGAAGGACUUGGACUUGUUCGGCUCCAUGCCCUCCGAAAGGAAGGUGGUGGGCUCCAUGCCCACGGCUGGAAGUGCUGGGUCCGUCCCUGAAAACCUCAACCUUUUCCCCGAACCUGGCAACAAGUCCGAGGAGGUGGGCAAGAAGCAGCUCUCCAAGGAUUCGAUCCUCUCCUUGUAUGGCUCCCAGGCCCCACAGCUACCUGCACAAGGAGCGGUGUUCAUAGCCCCAGCCCAAAUGGGAUACCCAGCAGCGUACCCUGGCUUCCCAGGAAUGGCUCCACCAGGCAGCAACAUGAUGGGCAACAUGAUGGCCCCACCGGUUGGCAUGAUGGCACAGCCUGGAGCAGCCGGCAUGGUGGCCCCCAUGGGAAUGCCCACGGGUUAUGGCAUGCAGGCGGCGGUCCUUGGGGUACCCAACGGCAUGAUGGCGGCUCAGCAGGCGGGGUAUGUGGCGGGCAUGGCCCCCGCCCCCCCAGCCAUGUAUGGGGUGCAGCCCACCCAGCAGCUCCAGUGGAACCUGGCCCAGAUGACCCAACAGAUGGCGGGGAUGAACUUCUACGGCACAAAUGGGAUGAUGGGAUACGGACAGUCGAUGGGCCGAGGAGGGACCCAAGGCACCAACCAAACCCUCAGCUCCCAGGUGUGGAAAUAACCCACCUGGAUUUGGACCAUUUCCUCCCUUUCAUUUCGGCUUUGGUUUUCCUGUUGGGUUUGUUUUUUGUUUCCGUAUUAAAGUUGCUUCCUGAGGCUCUUGUGCGUUUCUCCUUCCGGUGCUGGACUUUCCUUGAGUGUCACAGAGACCGCUGGGCCACUUUCUGCCCAACAUCCAAGGCACUGAUGAAGACUAAACCUUUGCUGUCUUGCUAAAAUCUGGGCAGUUUUUUGAGGGGACACGAUGUGAGAAUGGUUCUUUCCUGUGAGAUUUCAACCCAAAGUCCACUUGCCGCUGGUCUUUGGGAAAGGCAGCCAUGACAGUUGACUCUGGCUUCAUUCACAACUUUGUAGCUUCACCUUAAAGGCAUUCUAAGCUUUUUCUUUCUAAAAAGAUUGAACAAAAACUAUUGAAAACAUAUCAUCUCUUUGCUGGUUGUAGUGGGAGCUUAUUUUUUCCAGAUUCUGUUUCUUCCAUCACAUUCGUCCUGCUUUCCUUCUUUUUUUCUUAAUACAUUCCGUUUUUUUCUCCUCUUGAGUUUUUCAAGAAACGAUUCCACCUUUUGUGAACUUGAAGUCAUCUUUCCUUUGAGUGAGUGGGACUCCCACAAGGCCCUCGGACACAAAAAUCCUUCCCUUUAUCUUUUCACGUUUUGGUGACCAAGGGCCGAGAUCCUGUGGGCAAGUCUCUCCUUGCACUUUUUUUUUUGCACUUUUUGUUUUGUGUGUCAUUGCGCACGGACAGAUACGUUCUGGCCAGUAUGAACACUGUACUGGUAGACUGGGUCAGCCUGGUCUUCCUUUGUCCCUCAUCUGCUUCAGAAAGAAAGAAAGAGAAACCCACCUGCCGUGUUUUGGAAAACAUCUCUCCGCAAAAGCUGGGCGCUCUACUGUCUCAAUUGACCUUGUGUAUAUGUACAUUCCUUAAUAAAAAAUAUUGCGGUGCAACGUUA